This is a messenger RNA of Durio zibethinus, 1736 nucleotides long. RefSeq names its product putative 12-oxophytodienoate reductase 11. NCBI's taxonomy places the organism in Eukaryota, Viridiplantae, Streptophyta, Magnoliopsida, Malvales, Malvaceae. Gene Ontology annotation, molecular function: oxidoreductase activity; FMN binding. The record is from RefSeq and is a predicted model, not a curated record.
AGUUUUUAUAAAUCCGAAGCCCACCUCAUUUAUUUUCUUUUCCUUGUGAAAUUCGUGACAGCUAUAGAUUUUUCUAUUUUCCUUUUUCCAUACGUUCCUUUUAAGUGCUUCGCUAUUUCCACAUCAUGCAAAGUUGGGGCUGUUCGGAAAUUUGGAUAUAAAGCUAGACACUCAGAGGAGAAGUUUAUUACCGCAUGCAGAGAAAAAGGAAGAACUAUAGCUAAGGAGAAGAAGAUAAAUUAAGGAAGCAAAGGAGAAGAAAAUAUCAAACAUAAAUGGCAGCCAACUGCACCACCGUUCCUCUUCUCACGCCUUACAAAAUGGGAAAUUUCAACCUCUCUCACAGGGUAGUGCUAGCACCAUUGACUAGAGUUAGAUCCUACAACAACAUUCCACAACGACAUGCCAUCUUAUACUACUCCCAGCGUUCAAGCAAUGGUGGGUUUCUCAUUACUGAAGCAACUGGGGUUUCCAACACAGCACAAGGUUACCCAGAAACGCCUGGAAUUUGGACAAAAGAACAAGUGGAAGCAUGGAAACCGAUCGUGGAAGCUGUUCACGACAAGGGAGGCAUCUUCUUUUGUCAAAUUUGGCAUGUCGGCCGCGCCUCUAGCUACGCUUUUCUGCCUAAUGGUCAAGCUCCAAUCUCAUGUACUGAUAAAGGGGUGACACCAGGCCUUGAUGGGAUGGAUUGGUCACCUCCUCGUCGGCUUAGAACCGAUGAAAUCCCCGGCAUUAUCAAUGACUUCAGGUUGGCUGCCAAGAAUGCCAUUGAAGCGGGAUUUGAUGGGGUUGAGAUCCAUGGUGCAAAUGGUUACUUACUUGAUCAGUUCAUGAAAAACCAAGUAAAUGACAGAACAGACAAGUAUGGAGGAAGCUUGGAAAACAGGUGCCGGUUUCCACUGGAAAUAGUUGAAGCUGUGGUGAAUGAAAUAGGAGCAGACAGGGUUGGAAUGAGACUAUCACCUUAUGCCACUUAUAUGGAAGCUGGCGACUCAAACCCUGAAGCAUUAGGCCUUUACAUGGCAAAUGAAGUUAACAAGUUUGGCAUCCUUUACCUUCACGUUAUUGAGCCACGGAUGAUUAAAAUUAAUGACAAGUAUGAAACUCCUCACAGCCUUUUGCCAAUGAGGAAAGCUUUCAAGGGGACUUUCAUUGCUGCUGGAGGGUACAAUAGAGAAGAUGGUAACAAGGCUAUUGCUGACAAUUACUCGGAUUUGGUUGCAUUUGGGAGAUUGUUCUUGGCUAAUCCGGAUUUGCCAAGGCGAUUUCAGCUCAAUGCUCCUCUUAAUAAGUACAAUCGGGACACCUUCUACAUCCCGGAUCCGGUCAUUGGCUAUACGGAUUAUCCAUUCCUUGAAGAUUCUUCUUAACCAAACAAAUUGCUUUGCAUGUAAUAGGGAAGAAGGUAUUGAAGUACAAAACAUUGAUGGUUUACCCAAUGGAAGGAUUGUUAUUAGUAUGAAGUUCUGAUUGGGAUGAAUAAAAUGUUUAUUUGUGCUCCAACCUCCUGUGAGAAAUAGAAACAAAAUUGUAAAACCAGGCUCAUUGGCCACAACAACUCCCACCUUAACAAAACCAAGCACAUUGGCCAGUGGCCACUGACCGACAUUUCUUUUACGCCAUUUAAUAUUGGACCAACUUGUUCUUUUUUGUGGAAGUAUAACAUUUUCAAGAUAUCAAAGAAUCAACGAGACUUUUAAUUUAGUGAGAAAAAAAGACCGUCAUGAAAGCUG